Messenger RNA from Alternaria ethzedia, 2520 nucleotides. RefSeq lists its product as uncharacterized. The coding region runs from base 1 to 2520 and encodes 839 amino acids. The record is from RefSeq and is a predicted model, not a curated record. NCBI's taxonomy places the organism in Eukaryota, Fungi, Ascomycota, Dothideomycetes, Pleosporales, Pleosporaceae. Gene Ontology annotation, biological process: phosphatidylcholine biosynthetic process; phosphatidylethanolamine biosynthetic process. Gene Ontology annotation, cellular component: cytoplasm. Gene Ontology annotation, molecular function: ethanolamine kinase activity; choline kinase activity. The transcript is spliced from 5 exons.
AUGGCGGAUUCCUCCAAUGAGCAGUCGCGGCCCAGCGUCCCCCACCGAAGCGACUCGUCUGCCCUCUCGCAGAACGCUACUCCAGUGGAUGGCGCGUCGCCGCGGUCUAUCAAAGUUGUGUCCUUUCCCGACGACACUGCCAUCUCUCCAUUGAUGAUCGGGAAGAACAAAGAACUUGACCAGAGGGAUUACUUGGAUCUCGACAGACCUGCAAAACACUACCCCGCAAGUGUCAGUAGAAAGAAACUAUCUGGACGGCCCUCAGUCGAGCGUCUGUCAUCAACUCCCAGAGGAGUACCGGCUGAGGGUAACCCAUCUUUGUCUUCUCUGCUUUCGGACAGCUCAACCGAUGCUCCUCAUGGGCAGCAUGCGCAUGAAAACCUGUUGAAGCAGGUGGGCACAUGGCUCAAGCACGAGCGAAGCCGACGUCAUGCACGAAGGGCGAAACGCAAAGCCGCCAAAGAGGGCGCUGUCCAGGAAACGACAUCGACUGUUGCUGAUGAGACGACUGAAGAGCCCAUCGCGCUUACUAGGACCAGCUCUUCAUCGUCCCACGGUGAAGACUCUCUCGACCAACUGGCGCACAUCCUCGAGAAGACUCUAGCUAUGAAGCCAGCCGACGCUAAAAAGAGGAUGCAACACUUCCGUAGGUCCUCUACGGGCUUGAAGCGACACUCCGCCAUUUCCCUCGACACCGACUAUUUCGAGUCCGUAGACCAGCUGGUCCCGAGUUGCGAGGCCAUCUUGGAUAAUUCGAAGACUAUGGCGUACAACGUGGACGAGUCAGAUGCCGAAUCGGCCCCACAACUAUCUGACAAAGAAGCACGCAAGGAGAGAGAGGCGUGGACCAAGUUUCGAGCUGAAAUCCUCCGUCUGGCUCAUACUCUGAAGCUCAAGGGAUGGCGCAAGGUGUCGAUGGAGCAGAGUAAUGAGAUUGAUGUGCAGAGGCUGAGUGGCGCAUUGACAAAUGCUGUUUACGUUGUCUCGCCUCCCAAGAAUCUGCAACUUCAAGAGCAGGGUGAAGAUGGUCAGCCUAAGCCAAAGAACCCUCCUCCUAAGCUUCUGCUACGCAUCUACGGUCCUCAGGUGGAACAUCUGAUCGACCGGGAGUCUGAACUACAGAUCCUCACACGCCUCGCUCGAAAGCGAAUUGGUCCGCGUCUGCUUGGUACCUUCACCAACGGUCGCUUCGAGGAGUUCCUCCAUGCAAAGCCGUUGACCGCGAAGGAACUGCGCAACGCAGAGACUUCAAAGCAGAUCGCAAAGCGUAUGCGAGAGCUGCAUGAGGGCAUUGAUCUUCUUAAGGAAGAGCGAGAAGCUGGCCCAUUCGUAUGGCAAAACUGGGAUAAGUGGGUUGACCGUUGUGAGCAGAUUGUCACCUGGUUAGACGACCGGGUGCGCGAGAGCAAGCAAGACCCUGCGCUAGGCCCUGGCGACAAGUGGAAGAAGCGAGGUUACGUAUGUGGUAUGGAGUGGCCAGUAUUCAGGCAGAUGGUUGAGAAGUACAGGAGGUGGUUGGAGGAACAGUACGGUGGUGCAGACAAGAUCAACGAGCGCAUGAUCUUUGCCCACAACGACACCCAGUAUGGUAACAUCCUGCGUAUGGUGCCAGAGGGCGAGUCGCCCCUACUGCUUCCUGCGAACCAGCACAAGCAGCUAGUGGUUAUCGACUUCGAGUACGCAAAUGCGAACCUUCCGGGUCUGGAGUUUGCCAACCACUUCACCGAAUGGACAUACAACUACCACGAUGCCGAUGUACCGUGGAGGUGUAACACCAAGUACUACCCAACCGUCGAGGAGCAGCACCGCUUCAUCCGAGCAUACCUGAUGCACAACCCCUCCUACAAAGCAGCUGGAGGCUACACAUCCAACCCUGCUACCCCCCACCUAGGCCCUCUCCCCUCCUCAGGAAGUACAACCGCCCUAGCAGCGACCGCCGCACCCAGCAACAUCUCCGCCUUCAUGCUCGACUCGCGCGCUCCACCCGGCUCCCAGUACCAAGAGCAAGAAGCCGCUGCAGAGCGCCAAAUCGAAGAAGAAACCCGUCGCCUCCUCGCCGAAACCAAGCUCUGGCGCCUCGCCAACUCAGCCAUGUGGGUAGCUUGGGGCAUAGUCCAGGCUCACGUCCCCGGUCUGCCCGACUUCGACGCUUUGGAUAAACAAGCAAACGCAGACGCAAAUGCAUCUGCCAACCCCAGCGGCGCAGCCGCCGAACUAGACAGCGCGACAGCAGAGAUACGCGCCGAGGCGGGGGCCGAAGGAGGAGCAGAAGAGAAGUCGGGGGCAGGGAUCGUGAGUGAAAAGACAGCGACGGAGGAAGGGGCCACGCAAGGAAACAUGACGCAAGCGGAACAGGAUGCUGACCUUUUCAAACCACAGGAUGAAGAGGAGUUUGAUUACCUCGCGUAUGCUAAUGAUCGCGCCAUGUUUGUUUGGGGCGAUGCGAUGCGUAUGGGUAUUGUGAGCCCGGAGGAGGUGCCUGAGGAGUUGAGGAGUAGGGCUAAGGUUGUGGAGUACUGA